GGAAGUUGAUUUGACUUCCGAUGGGGCAGAAUGAGGGACUCGAUCAGCCAUCGUUCUUUUCUUUCCGGUCAUCAUGGGGUUCGAGAGGUUUGUGGAGUCUGGCCGUGUGGCAUACAUCAGCGAGGGCCCGUACCAGGGUAAACUAGCUGCCAUCGUCGACAUCAUCGACCAAAACAGAGUUCUGAUUGAUGGACCUGCGUCGGGAAUCCCCAGGGGGCAGAUUAGAUUGAGUCAGCUUCACCUGACGAAAUUCUGCAUUAAAUUCCCGUACACUGGCUCCACGAGGGUUGUCAGGAAAGCAUGGGAGAAGGCCCAGCUUGAUGAGAAGUGGAGCCAAACCAUGUGGGCUCGCAAGGUCGAAGCCAAGAAGAAGCGGGCUGAGUUGAGUGAUUUCGAUCGCUUCAAGCUCAGAAAAGCUCGCCAAGUCCGCAACAAAUUGAGGACAGAAGCUUUCUUCACACUUAAGAGAGCCAUCAAGAAGAAGGCGAGGCCAGCAAAGGGCGCCGCUAAAACCAUCAAGAAGACGACGACAAAACCAGCAAAGAAGUAAAAAUAUAAAUUUUGAAUAAAUGUUCUUUGAAAAAAAAA
This is a messenger RNA of Fopius arisanus, 588 nucleotides long. RefSeq names its product ribosomal protein L14 (gene RpL14). NCBI's taxonomy places the organism in Eukaryota, Metazoa, Arthropoda, Insecta, Hymenoptera, Braconidae. Gene Ontology annotation, cellular component: ribosome; cytosolic large ribosomal subunit. The record is from RefSeq and is a predicted model, not a curated record. Gene Ontology annotation, biological process: ribosomal large subunit biogenesis; translation. The transcript is spliced from 4 exons. Bases 74 to 550 code for a protein of 158 amino acids. Gene Ontology annotation, molecular function: RNA binding; structural constituent of ribosome.